Molecule: messenger RNA, 2253 nt
Organism: Prorocentrum cordatum
Lineage: Eukaryota; Dinophyceae; Prorocentrales; Prorocentraceae
Source: the annotation of a GenBank genome assembly
AUGGACGCAGUCAACGCCGCCAUCAAAGCAUCGCAGGACCUCCUCACGGCGCAGCUGGAUGCGAGGCUGGCCACAAGCAAGCAAGAAGUCAUCGCAGAGUUCGUCACGCAGCUCAGAGCACAGAUCCCCAUCAAAGACUACGAGAACCUCAUCGAGUGGGACAGGGCGGCAGACACCAGCAUCAUCGUGGGCACCGCGUCGGAGAACUACACCACGGACCAGCUCAAGCAGAGCAUCAAGCCGAUCAUGGACAAAUGUGAUCUCAGCGAAGCCGACUGGGAGGUGGUUGGGAAGAGCCCAGCGAGACGCUUCAUCAUGCAGUUCAGCGGGGACGCCAACGCAUCCGCGCGGAAGGUCAGGGCAGUCUACAGCAAGCUCAAGGGGGAGUUCCAGACCAAGCAGCUUGCCCAGUUCUGCAAUGCGCAGGAUGCCACGAAGCGGCGGCGAAGUGACCGACAGCAGGGCGUCACAUAUUGCAGCGACAAGCCAGUCCUUUCCAUCGUGGUCGGCUCCGCAAAGGACGAGCCCACCCGUCUGCCAUUCAAUUGUAAUGGCUGCCUUCAGCACGGCAUCAAUCGAGAGGAGAUCCGCAUGCAGUUCGAACAAUUCUUCCAGACCUCGCUCGACGCUCAGAACGCACAGCGGCAGAUCUGGACCCCCCUCAAGAGGAAGAAAAAGAUCGCGCUCAUGUUGCAGGUGGUGAACUCUUUGACCGCGCCCGCCUUGCAGGAGGUCCACGUCGCUGAUUCGGUCCUCAACCAUGAGAUCGUCAGCGCAGCGGGCACGCUCCACAGCAUGAUCGCGAUCUACAGCGCCCACAACUUGCAGCUCACUGCGGACCAGGGCCAACCCGCAAGGGGCGCGACUGGUGCCGUACUCAGCAGUGCUGCACAACGACCAGAGUGGACCGCGGCGUUCGCUGUGGAUGUCCCCAACUUCAUAAACGAGGCCAAGCUUGCGCUGACAGCGCCGCUGGUCAACAGAGGACCCCUUCGCCGUCGAAAUCACCGCCCAGAACACCUACUGCCUGGGGAACAAGCUCUGGGUAACAUGGUGGAGGUGGAUCCCGAGUCGCCGUCGCGCCACAAUGAGCAGUCGCAGCAGUGCGCGCGGAUUGAGGACAUGAUUGCCGAGAUCCGGCGCCAAUGGCCUCCUGGAAGGCAGGCGAGGCUGAGCCACGCCAAGCACGUUCGGCGCUACCUGGACAAGCACAUCAUCCCCUACGACUGCUCUCUGAUGAACAUCCUGUCGCUGAACAAAAUGCUGAACCUCACGUGCGGGCUCAACAUCUCGGCCCCAGGCCAGGAUGGGAUGCAGUGCGCAGCCUGGAAGCGCAUCCCCUCCGCGGAGUCGCUCCUCCUUGAAGUCGCGGUCGAGACGUUGGAGGGCCCUCCUGUACCGUUGGCCUUCAACGACUCGCUCAUGACUAUCUCUCCGAAGGGUUCGGAACAUGAUGAUGGAAUAUCAACUACCAGAACUGCUAAGGCCAUGAGGCCCCUCCCCCUGAAGAACUCGGACUGCAAGAUCGUCGCCGCCUUGGGCAUCGAGGUGACGAAGCCUUACGUCGCGAAAGGGACCCUCGGGGCGCACUUGGGCCUCCGACCGAAGCAUUGCUUCGUUGAACAGGUGGUUGCUACGGACGCGCAGUCCCGCAUUGGCGCCACGCAGGAGAACUUGACGUACGAAGACCUGCUGAUGGAGAAGGCUGACUUCCCCGAGGGCAUCUGCAACAUGAUGGAGGCGAACUACCUCCUGCCCGUCGCCUUCACCCUCCCUGCGGACAACACUGAGCGCUUCCGUGCCCUCGCCGUGGGCGGGCUGUUGGGGUGCCCUUGGUCGGGCUCUCUGUGGGCGGGGGGCCUGGGCCCGCUGUUCUGGGAAUCGCACUCGCGGACGACGCGCCUCAAGGGCGCGGUCAUCGGGGUCUGCGUUGAUGGACACAGCUGGGAGAAGGUAAUUAUCGGCUGGCAGCGCUAUACUACCAAGUUCGCCCACAUGGGGGCCCCGUCCAGCACUUCACUGAUGCUCUUCAACCAGCGGCUCCUAGUGCGGCCGCAGAAGAUGAAGAAGAAAGAGAGCUGGGCACCACCGAGAGUCUGGCACCUACCCUCGCAAGCCCCUCCCCGAGAUGUCUUGCUGGUAUGUGACGGCUGGACUUUGCUGAAUGCGGUCUCCCACGAGCUCAGCAACCGGUUGGCACCGCUCCGAAGUGCCACUGUCUCUGGCCUCAACUGGCAGUUCUACGCGAAGUAG